GCAAAGCGCGGGCGCUUAUGGUUUGCGAGGAUUGCGAAAGAUGCCGCGUCGAAUCCCAAUCACUUCCCAUUCUCGCCAAAUUCGAUAGAUAAUUGCUCUCCGGAUAUCAUGGUGCUUGAUUUUUGUGGUUUUUUAGGGUUCUUGUGAACCAAGAGACCAUCGCUGUGGUGAAGGAAUUGGGAAAAGAUGACUUGGAGUGUUGUUCAUGAUGGAGAUGGAUUUCCUAGAGUUAUACUGACUGAUGGCGGAGGAUCCUCUGCUGAGGUUCUGCUUUAUGGUGGACAGGUUGUGUCAUGGAAAAAUGAACGUCGAGAGGAAUUGCUUUUUACUAGCAGCAAGACUUCCGUCAGACCACAAAAAGAUGUUAGAGGUGGAAUACCUAUCUUCUUUCCCCAGUAUGGAAGUUUCAAGUCUCUAGAUCUUUCUGGAUUUGCAAGGAAUAGAUUAUGGGCUUUGGACAGUUCCCCAGCACCGCUUCCCUCCUCUCCAAAAAAUCAUUCUUCUGUGCUUUUGAUCUCUCAUUUCUGGCGGUCUGCUAAAGCUCGAGGAUGGAAAUCUAGUCUCAUGCAGUGUGCUGCAGCUGCUUCAGCCUGUCCUACUAUAGAAAUAGAAAAAUGA
Molecule: messenger RNA, 618 nt
Organism: Dioscorea cayenensis subsp. rotundata (Guinea yam)
Lineage: Eukaryota; Viridiplantae; Streptophyta; Magnoliopsida; Dioscoreales; Dioscoreaceae
Product: putative glucose-6-phosphate 1-epimerase
Exons: 4
Coding region: 187-618 (143 amino acids)
Biological process (GO): carbohydrate metabolic process
Molecular function (GO): carbohydrate binding; isomerase activity
Source: RefSeq, a predicted model, not a curated record